This is a messenger RNA of Daphnia pulex (common water flea), 839 nucleotides long. RefSeq lists its product as uncharacterized. The record is from RefSeq and is a predicted model, not a curated record. The transcript has 4 exons. NCBI's taxonomy places the organism in Eukaryota, Metazoa, Arthropoda, Branchiopoda, Diplostraca, Daphniidae. Bases 1 to 786 code for a protein of 261 amino acids.
AUGUCAUCAUAUUUCGUUGAUUUAAACGAUCGUGAUCUUGAUGAUAUAGGUGAUAACAUUCUAUUGGACCUGAAUGUUAAAACUUUACCCUCGGCUUUACCCAAAGAACCGUCGGUGAGUUUGGAUGACGGAAACUUGACAAGUUACCGAAAACUCCUGUUUUCUAAAUUAGACCUGAUUGUAAAGGGGCUAAAUAGUUUGCAAAGCGAAAAAACACGCAAUGCCGUUAUUUUUGAAGGGAAUUUAGUCAACUUUACCAAGACUUUCACUGAUUCCGUAACUCUGCCUUUGAACGAUUAUUCCGAACUAGUCGCCUUAGAUUUGGCGCUUGGAAGUGUCGAGCUUUCCGUCAGCAUGGUUGGAGUAUUCGUCCAACGCUUAAGAACUUACAAUACAGAAAGCGGAGUUUCCAAAAAGUUGUGGAGUUCGAUUUUGUCCGGAACGUUGGCUAUAGGAAUUACAUGGAAAGUUAGGCUUAAUGAUGCCCGUCCAGCUUAUGGGCACAUGAUAAAUCUCGUUGCCGUCUUAGCUGUAAUAAUUCAAUUGAUUAUGGAAUCAACAGAGAAGACCUUAAUUACAAUAUUGAAGAUGAUCAAAGUUAUCCAAGAUGGGCGCAGAAAUGUUGCCUGGUCUUUCAAUACAAAAAUAGGAAACAAGCAGCGUAAUGACCCCGUUCCAAUGCGGGAGAGUUCUCUCAAAGAUCAGCUUGACUCUGAUACUGUCACCAAAAUAGAUGCACGGAUUACAAAAAUUACAAAAUCCUUUAAGACGUUUGGACUAAAUUAAAUCAAAUUAUGUCCUACUGUGUUUCUUUGUUUCAAUACAUAUUUGAAACUGAA